This is a messenger RNA of Cryptotermes secundus, 1609 nucleotides long. RefSeq names its product isocitrate dehydrogenase [NAD] subunit beta, mitochondrial (gene Idh3b). The coding region runs from base 46 to 1209 and encodes 387 amino acids. The transcript has 9 exons. Gene Ontology annotation, biological process: isocitrate metabolic process; tricarboxylic acid cycle. NCBI's taxonomy places the organism in Eukaryota, Metazoa, Arthropoda, Insecta, Blattodea, Kalotermitidae. Gene Ontology annotation, cellular component: mitochondrion. The record is from RefSeq and is a predicted model, not a curated record. Gene Ontology annotation, molecular function: oxidoreductase activity, acting on the CH-OH group of donors, NAD or NADP as acceptor; magnesium ion binding; NAD binding.
UUUGUCCGUCUUGUCCAGUCUUGUCGACACCAGUCGAUACGGUCGAUGUUGUGUAGCUACGUUCGUAGAAUGGCGUUAUGUAAUGGACAGUUCUGUAAAACACUUUUUCGAGUUUCUCAAAGUCUCCCCGUAGUAUGUACACGAUCGUUUCAUCCGUCAUCCGCUGCUCCGGCCAUUCAAGCACCAGUAUCAAAGCCAGAGGGCCGCACAAAGUGUACAUUGAUUCCUGGAGAUGGUGUUGGACCUGAACUGGUGUAUUCUGUUCAAGAAGUAUUCAAGGCUGCUGGUGUGCCAGUGGACUUUGAAACAUUUUUCUUCUCAGAAGUCCAUCACACAAUGAGUGCUCCACUGGAAGAUGUAGCUAAAUCCAUUGCUACCAAUGGUAUUUGUCUUAAGGGUAUCCUUGCCACUCCUGAUUACAGUCAUUCAGGAGAAUUGGCAUCACUGAACAUGAAGCUGAGGCGUGCAUUAGACCUUUAUGCCAAUGUAGUGCAUGUGAAGAGUUUACCUGGUGUGAAAUGUCGUCAUCAGAAUGUGGAUGCUGUUAUUAUACGUGAGCAGACAGAAGGGGAGUAUUCUGCUCUAGAACAUGAAUGUGUUAAGGGUGUUGUAGAAUGUUUGAAGAUUGUGACAAAAGCCAAAUCAGAGCGCAUAGCGAAGUUUGCCUUUGAUUAUGCAACAAAGAACAAACGUAAGAAGGUGACAGCAGUCCACAAAGCAAACAUCAUGAAAUUGGGCGAUGGACUCUUCCUGAAGAGCUGUCAAGAGAUGGCAAAACUCUAUCCUAGGAUUGAAUUUGAAACAAUGAUUGUGGAUAACUGCACCAUGCAAAUGGUUUCCAAUCCACGUCAGUUUGACGUGAUGGUAACACCUAAUUUGUAUGGCAACAUUGUGGACAACUUGGCAUCUGGUUUGGUUGGAGGAGCUGGUGUUGUUGCAGGAGCCAGUUACAGUGCGGAAUGUGUCGUCUUUGAACCUGGUGCAAGGCAUACAUACUCUGAAGCAGUAGGAAAGAAUGUAGCAAAUCCUACAGCAAUGCUUCUGUGUUCAGCAAAAAUGCUAAGCCACGUUAAUCUCCAGUAUUACUGUGACAUGAUACGCAAUGCUGUGAACAGGGUUCUCAAGGCAGGCAAGGUUAGAACAAAGGACUUGGGUGGGCAGUCAACCACAAAUGAAUAUACAUAUGCCAUUAUUAACAGUCUUCGUUAAUUGAAACAUCUGUAACACUUAGUAAUGAUAAUUAUUUGAGCAUAGAAAAGAGAAGCAUGCAUGGCCCAGUCAUGCUGAAUUUGUAUAGCCCAAGAUUAUUUUAGAUGUGUUGCCUGCAUUUUAGUACUGAAAAUCAUUUGAAGUUCUUAUUCAGAAUAUCAGGAGAUACUUGGUGUCUGUAACACCCACCAAACGUGUUGUACAGUGUAAUGAAGAAGAGCACAAUUUCUGGAUUCACUACUAAACUGUAGUUUUCAUAGCAGAUGUAAUUGUAAAUAUGAUGUUACUGAAUAAGAAAGUUAUUUAUAUUCAGCUCCAUAACUGUUGUUUGUUACUAACACUGUGUAAUUUAUUCUUGAAAUAUAAAGCAUUGAGAGGUGGUUUAUAAACAGUAGAAGAA